Molecule: messenger RNA, 2795 nt
Organism: Nomascus leucogenys (northern white-cheeked gibbon)
Lineage: Eukaryota; Metazoa; Chordata; Mammalia; Primates; Hylobatidae
Gene: SLC71A1
Product: solute carrier family 71 member 1
Biological process (GO): transmembrane transport
Cellular component (GO): membrane
Molecular function (GO): transmembrane transporter activity
Source: RefSeq, a predicted model, not a curated record
GAUUGUGACGCGCCGCCGGAGGCAGGCCGGGCCCUCAAGAUGGCGGCGGGCGCCCAGAGUGGCUCGGCCCGGCAGUAGUGGUGGGACGGCACUAGCCGCUGGGGCCUGCCGCCCCGGGAGUGGCUGCAGCAGCGCCAGGAAUCGAGGAUGGUAAAAUGACCCAGGGGAAGAAGAAGAAACGGGCCGCGAACCGCAGUAUCAUGCUGGCCAAGAAGAUCAUCAUUAAGGACGGAGGCACGCCUCAAGGAAUAGGUUCUCCUAGUGUUUAUCAUGCGGUUAUCGUCAUCUUUUUGGAGUUUUUUGCUUGGGGACUAUUGACAGCACCCACCUUGGUGGUAUUACAUGAAACCUUUCCUAAACAUACAUUUCUGAUGAAUGGCUUAAUUCAAGGAGUAAAGGGUUUGUUGUCAUUCCUUAGUGCCCCGCUUAUUGGUGCUCUUUCUGAUGUUUGGGGCCGAAAAUCCUUCUUGCUGCUAACAGUGUUUUUCACAUGUGCCCCAAUUCCUUUAAUGAAGAUCAGCCCAUGGUGGUACUUUGCUGUUAUCUCUGUUUCUGGGGUUUUUGCAGUGACUUUUUCUGUGGUAUUUGCAUACGUAGCAGAUAUAACCCAAGAGCAUGAAAGAAGUAUGGCUUAUGGACUGGUUUCAGCAACAUUUGCUGCAAGUUUAGUCACCAGUCCUGCAAUUGGAGCUUAUCUUGGCCGAGUAUAUGGGGACAGCUUGGUGGUGGUCUUAGCUACAGCAAUAGCUUUGCUAGAUAUUUGUUUUAUCCUUGUUGCUGUGCCAGAGUCGUUGCCUGAGAAAAUGCGGCCGGCAUCCUGGGGAGCACCCAUUUCCUGGGAACAAGCUGACCCUUUCGCGUCCUUAAAAAAAGUCGGCCAAGAUUCCAUAGUGCUGCUGAUCUGCAUUACGGUGUUUCUCUCCUACCUACCGGAGGCAGGCCAAUAUUCCAGCUUUUUUUUAUACCUCAGACAGAUAAUGAAGUUUUCACCAGAAAGUGUUGCAGCGUUUAUAGCAGUCCUUGGCAUUCUUUCCAUUAUUGCACAGACCAUAGUCUUGAGUUUACUUAUGAGGUCAAUUGGAAAUAAGAACACCAUUUUAUUGGGUCUAGGAUUUCAAAUAUUACAGUUGGCAUGGUAUGGCUUUGGUUCAGAACCUUGGAUGAUGUGGGCUGCUGGGGCAGUAGCAGCCAUGUCUAGCAUCACCUUUCCUGCUGUCAGUGCACUUGUUUCACGAACUGCUGAUGCUGAUCAACAGGGUGUCGUUCAAGGAAUGAUAACAGGAAUUCGAGGAUUAUGCAAUGGUCUGGGACCGGCCCUCUAUGGAUUCAUUUUCUACAUAUUCCAUGUAGAACUUAAAGAACUGCCAAUAACAGGAACAGACUUGGGAACAAACACAAGCCCUCAGCACCACUUUGAACAGAAUUCCAUCAUCCCUGGCCCUCCCUUCCUAUUUGGAGCCUGUUCAGUACUGCUGGCUCUGCUUGUUGCCUUGUUUAUUCCGGAACAUACCAAUUUAAGCUUAAGGUCCAGCAGUUGGAGAAAGCACUGUGGCAGUCACAGCCAUCCUCAUAGUACACAAGCGCCAGGAGAGGCCAAAGAACCUUUACUCCAGGACACAAAUGUGUGACGACCGAAAUCAGGAAGAUUUUUCUAUCAGCACCCAGGUCUUAGUUUUCACCUCUAGUUCUGGAUGUACAUUCCAUUUCCAUCCACAGUGUACUUUAAGAUUGUCUUAAGAAAUGUAUCUGCAUGAACUCCAUGGGAACUAAAGGAAGUGGGAACUUAAAGAACCGGACAGUUUUCCAAAGAUGUUACAAUUUCUUUUGAAAAACCUUUUGUUUAUUAGCACCAAUUUCUUGCCACUAAGCUAUUUGUUUUAUUAUACAUCCUUUAAUUAAAAACUAUAUAUGUAACUUCUUAGAUAUUAGCAAAUGUCUCUGCUACCAUUUCCUUAAGGUGUUGAGCUUUAACUCUAUGCUGACUCAGUGAGACAGAGUAGGUAGUAUGGUUGUGGACCUAGUUGUUUUAACAUUGUAAAAUUUUGAGUCAGAUUUUAAUAUUGUAAAAUCUUGGGUCAAAUAAUUCAAAGCCUUAAUGCAGAUGCACUAAAACAAAGGAAUGGUAAAUGAAUUGUUUGCAUUUAAAAAAAAAACUCUUAAGAAAACUGUACUAAAUCUGAAUCAUGUUUCGAGCUUCUUUGCAGUACUUUUAAACAUUAUUCAUACUGUUUUUGAACUGAGAAAGUAUCAGCCAUUUAGAAUUUAAAUUGGGGUAUUUAGAGCCUGUAACCUAAAUGCUGGCUCAAAUACAUUCCCCAGCUACUUCUUAUACCACUAUUCUUUUAAUGUUUGCAUAAUCAUAAGCACCUCAACACUUGAAUACAUAAUCUAAAAAUUAUAUAGUAAAGCUGGUAGCCUUGAAAACGUCAAUGUGAUAUCUAUAUGUAGAUAAAUAUAUAUAGUGGCCUUUCAGGACUGUCACAGUAACACUUUAUUUACAGAGCUAAUGUUUGUCCUAAAUUUUCAGGACCCUAGAGGAGAGCUUUAUACAAUUACUGAUGUGAAUUUCUCUAAAGUGUAUAUUUUUGUGUCCAGUUAUAUUAUUUAAAAAAGUGUUACUUUGUAAAAAUUGUAUAUAAAGUACUGUAUAGUUUACACUGUUUUCAUCUUGUGUGUGGUUAUUGCUUAAUGCUUUUUAAACUUGGAACACUCACUAUGGUUAAAUAAGGUCUUAAAAGAAAUGUAAAUAUUCUGUUAAUAAAGUUAAAUAUUUUAAUGAUUUUUUUUUUAAAAAA